CAGAGGGACAUACGCAAUCAUAUAUAUAACGCUAUUGAAUACCGAUACAGUGCUAAGAGAGAGUUAGAAAGUGACAACACCUUAUUUUUCUGUGUAUCUGGUCAUAAAAUAUCGAAAGAAAGUCGUCGCUGAAAUAUUCAACGAGACUUCAGCAGUAAAUAAGUUUUAAUAUAUGUUUCGCCUUCUUGUGGUAGUGACGGUGCUCUUUAUGAUGACUGGCGCGCAACCUGCGUCACUUUUCUGGAUAUGGCGGAUAAUUGACACCAAAUUGCAAAAAGUUCCUUUAGCUAAUAAUUUUCCUUCAGUACGUUUGACCAAUUUCAAAAAUGUAAAUUAUUAUGGCUCUAUUGGAAUUGGAACUCCACAGCAAGAAUUUAAAGUUGUAUUUGAUACUAGUUCCGCAAAUCUUUGGCUAUUUUCCAAAAAGUGCACAAUCCCUGCUUGUUCAAGACGUCAUCAAUAUGAUAGUACGGAUUCCUAUACGUGCAUACCAAAUAAUACUUAUAUUUAUAUAGGAUACAACGAUUAUAAUGUAAAUGGAUUUCUAUCUACUGAUACAGUGAAUGUUGCUAACCUCAAUGUAAAGAAUCAAACAUUUGCAGAAGUGAUAGACGUAUCAGAUGUAAAUAUAGUAUUAAAUUUAUUUGCAAAUAAUUUAUAUAUAAAUAUACUUGAUAAACAAAGAUUUGAUGGUCUGUUAGGCCUGAGUUAUUCCCAUAUAUCUCAGAAUGGAAUAACGCCUGUCUUCGACAACAUGAUUCAACAAGGCCUAGUGUCAUCACGCAUUUUCAGUUUUUAUCUAAAUAGAGACACUUCAGCCGAUUUAGGUGGAAAAUUGACAUUUGGUGGUUCCGAUCCUGCUUUUUACGAAGGGGAUUUUACAUAUAUUCCUAUUACUAAAAAAGGAUACUGGCAAUUCACCAUUGAUAGUAUCCAAAUAAAUGAUUAUAUUUGGUGUGAGAAAAGCUGCCAAGCUAUCGCUGAUACAAGUACUUGGAAAAUAAUUGGACCAGGAAUGGAUGUUUCACUUAUUAAUCGAUUUUUUGAAACUAAUCCACAGGGAAGAGUGAACUGUAAUAGAAUUUUUCAAUUGCCUAUAAUCAGGUUUAAUUUGGGUGGUAAGAUGUUUAAUCUUACCGGUAAAGAUUAUAUGAUUCGGCAUCCAGAUAAUGAAAGUAUAUGUGUAACCGUCUUCUGGAAACACAACCCAACAUAUGACGAUGAAGUAAAAUGGGUCCUGGGGAUGCCAUUUAUUGGCCGUUACUACACAGAAUUUGAUAUGGAGAAAAACCGAGUGGGAUUUGCUUUGGCGAAAAAUGUAUAGAAUUCAUCAAAAUGUAUAGAAAAUGUAUCAUUGUCACCUUUUAUUGUGUACUUAUCAUUAUUUUUUAAAUUAUUUGUUUAAUUUUCAAUUAGAAAACAUUUAAUUUUCUAAUCGCCAACCGACAAAGUUCGCAGAUUAUCAAUGUGAAUUUUUGCGUAAUGCCUACAUAACUGCGACCUAAUUUUCAACAGCAAUACUUUAUCGUGAAUGCAACUGACAUGGGCUUAUAGUUAUUUGGAAUGCAAAUUUUUGCGAGUAAUUGCAUUCGCUAAGAUCAUUGUUGCAUGGCCGUCUAAUAAUCGAUAUAAUCAAUCUAUUCUUUCGAAAAGCUGAUUACUCCUUCAUUAUCAAUCUUAAUAGCAUAUCAAUCUUAAUAGCGCAUACUUAAUAAUUUAUUUUAAAACAAUUUGUUUUAGGUAUAACACAAAAUAUUAAAUAAAAUAUUUUUAAAUUUGAUUGAUCAAUAGGACGGAUGAUCAAUAAAAAAGGUUAUGUUUCGAAUGUGAGCGAUUGUAUAUAUAACGGCCAUCAAAUGUUAAUGUAAAUGAUAGCUCUAGUAGACGAGUUCAAUUUCUUUUUUGUAUGUCGUAACGUACAGAAAGAAAUUUACUGGAAAUUUCGAAAACAUGUUCCGCUUUAUCAUGAUGACUGUAAUGCUGACCGACGCGGAAAUCCAAAACUAAGUUCAUACAUUGCAUUGUAAAUCCAAAACUAAGUUCAUACAUUGUAUUGUAAAUUUACGUUACAUAUCAGUAUAAUAAAUAUU
This is a messenger RNA of Camponotus floridanus (Florida carpenter ant), 2090 nucleotides long. RefSeq names its product lysosomal aspartic protease-like. Lineage: Eukaryota; Metazoa; Arthropoda; Insecta; Hymenoptera; Formicidae. The coding region runs from base 173 to 1324 and encodes 383 amino acids. The transcript is spliced from 8 exons. The record is from RefSeq and is a predicted model, not a curated record. Gene Ontology annotation, biological process: proteolysis. Gene Ontology annotation, molecular function: aspartic-type endopeptidase activity.